Molecule: messenger RNA, 1788 nt
Organism: Rhodamnia argentea
Lineage: Eukaryota; Viridiplantae; Streptophyta; Magnoliopsida; Myrtales; Myrtaceae
Product: O-glucosyltransferase rumi homolog
Exons: 6
Coding region: 215-1735 (506 amino acids)
Source: RefSeq, a predicted model, not a curated record
UUGGAUUUCAAGAAAGCGAGGGGGAUCAACACGUGGGGACGGCUUCCUUCAUCGAGAGGAACCGUUGACUUUGAUGGAGUGCGUAUCGGUCAAUUAAUCAGCCUCUCGAAAUGAGUCUCCAGAUUGGCAGAUUUAAUGCUCUUAAGUACUUCUAGCUUGGUUCCCGACGCCACCCCGAGAGCGAAGCGAGCGAGACUGAGGUGGUCGAUCGUCCAUGGAAGAGGAGCACUCUGCUGAAUGUUUCGGCAGCACCAGGGCUCGCCAACCGGCGAAGAAGACGUGGGGUUCGGCCACCGUUCUGAUGUUGUCAAUCGUUUUCAUUCUCUCUGGGUUCUUCGUCUCCUGGAUAGAUCUUUCUACUUUGACAGGCGCUUUCAUCUUCGGGACUAGGACUGCGGAAAGCCCUGGAAAUUCCACUCGAUACGUCAGUUACCCGCUCGUCUGCACGAACGACACCACACUGCAGACAUGUCCGAUGAAUUAUCCGGCGACUCAUCGAACCGAGAGUUUGUACACCGAGGGAUGUCCGGAGUACUUCCGGUGGAUUCACGAGGAUCUUCAGCCCUGGAAGGCUGCGGGGAUCACGCGGGAAAUGCUGGAGAACAGCAAAGAGAACGCGCAGUUUCGCCUCGUGAUACUUAAAGGAAAGGCUUACUUGGAGAAGUACAAGCCCGCAUUCCAGACGAGGGACGUGUUCACCAUCUGGGGGAUUUUGCAGCUCCUGAGGUUGUACCCUGGGAAGGUGCCGGACUUGGAGCUCAUGUUCAACUGCGACGACAAGCCGCUGAUCCUGAAGCAAGAUUACCUGGGCCCAAAAGCAGGGGAGGCCCCGCUGUUGUUCCACUAUUGCGGGCACAACACGACCUUCGAUGUCCCUUUCCCGGAUUGGUCCUUCUGGGGUUGGCCUGAAGUGAACAUAAAGCCAUGGGACGACAUUUUAGCGGCCAUAAAAGGCAAGGCGGAGCUGAUCAAAUGGAAGGACAGAGAGCCCUACGCUUUCUGGAAAGGCAACUACGGACUGGCCGAGACCAGGGUCGAUCUCUUCAGGUGCAACGACCGUUCAAGAACCGAUUGGAAAGCUCGAGUGUACGCCCAAGACUGGAGUCGCGAAGUCGCCGACGGAUUCAAGCACUCGAAUCUAGAAGACCAGUGCACUCAUCGGUACAAGAUCUACAUAGAAGGAAUCGGCUGGUCGGUGAGUGAGAAGUACAUUCUGGCAUGCGAUUCAACGACCUUGCUGAUAAAGCCGGAGUUCUACGAUUACUUCAUGAGAGGGAUGAUACCGAUGGAGCAUUACUGGCCGAUUAGGCCUGAUAAUAAGUGCAGAGAUAUCAAAUUUGCUGUUGAAUGGGGAAACAAUCACACUGAGGAGGCACGGAGGAUCGGCGAGGGCGGGACCAAAUUCGUCGAGGAGAGUCUGAAACUGAAGUUUGUGUACGAUUACAUGUUUCACCUGCUCAGCGAAUAUGCAAAGCUUCUGAAGUUUGAGGUAAAGGUGCCUCCAGGAGUGGCCGAGCUGUGUUCGGAAGCAAUGGCAUGCCCGGCCGAUGGGCUUAUGAGGAAGUUCAUGGUCGAGUCGAUGGUGAAGUCGCCUAGCGACGUGCUUCCAUGCUCGCUGCCGCCUCCUUAUGACCCUGUUGAGUUCAAAGCUUUCGUUGACAGAAAAGAUAGUGUCACUAGGCAAGUAGAGAUGUGGGAGGCUGAAUACUGGAAGAAUCUUGAGAAGCAGCUCUAAAUUUUUGCCUUAUUCGAUCACUUUAUUUUGUUUCGAUUAUAAAUUUAUGGUUG